AUGGUGCCUGGGAGCCAUCGAUCGCCCUCUCCUCCUCCUCCUCUUGCCACCUUUGGGAGCAAGUUCCCUAGUUUCCUCCAAAGGCAUGGCUUCUUCAAUAAGAGGUUUAAAGCUCUGUGUCCACUUGUUCUUUCUCUUUUGGAAAAAAACCCAGCUGUUUAAAGCAGAAUCGCAAAAAAUAUAUAUACAGUGGUACCUCGGGUUAAGUACUUAAUUCGUUCCAGAGUUCCAUUCAUAACCUGAAACUGUUCUUAACCUGAAGCACCACUUUAACUAAUGGGGCCUCCUGCUGCCACUGCGCCGCCGGAUCCCGAGUUCUGUUCUUAUCCUGAAGCAAAGUUCUUAACCUGAAGCACUAUUUCUGGGUUAGCAGAGUCCGUAACCUGAAGCGUCUGUAACCUGAAGCAUAUGUAACCCAAGGUACCACUGUAUGGCAAUUUGGUUUGCCCAUGGAUUGCCAUUUGUUCCGAUUCCGCUUUAAAGAGCAGGUUUCUGCAGGGAAGGCUCCAGAGAAAAGAAAGAGCACUGCAUUUUAAAGCUCUGGCGUAGAAGGAAGAUAAGUGUGGAUAAGCCCAUAGUCGAGGAACGUUCCAUCGUUCAGGCUUUUGGGAUUUUUAAACACCAGGUUCCCCUGGGGAAGAGGAAGAGCCCCUCUUUGGACGCAGGCGGCUCACUCUUCCUCCUCCAGUUAAGGCAGGGGUUGUGUGUCUGCCUGAAACCCAGGAGAGUCGCUGCCAGUCUGAGCAGGCAAUACUGAACUAGAUGGACCACUGGUCUGGCUCACUAUAAGGCAGGGUUUUCCGGACAGAAGCGAGGCAGUUUGGCCGGCCUCAGAGGAGCAGUCUGUGCAAGACGGGGCGAGACUUGGUGACUUUGCCUUGUCUUCCUGCUUCCCUCCCAGCGCACUCCAACCGCCAGCUCAGCUCAGUCUGGGUGACAGUGACGACCCGCCACAGUCCCGCUCUCACUGGAGAGUGGCAGGAGGGUAGUUUCUUCUUGGCUGCGUGCGCUGUGCGCUCGUGCAUGAUCCCGUCUCGCUGGAGGGAGCGCUCCUCACGUCCUUGCUCCAACUGGGACGCUGGAGCGGAAACCGUCACCUCCCGCGUCUCCUCGUCCUCUUGUCACAUCGAUUGCACGGGACGCUUCUCCCCGACUGAGCUCGGAGGGCGCUGGGCGCCUGACGGGAUCCGCUUUCUAACUUGGUCACCAGGCUGUGUGGUGAUCGGGGGUGGGGGUGCCGGGCGACCCGCCCCAGAAGCAAAUGACACAACUCUGGCUUGUUGGAAACAGAAAGCUGCCUUACUCUGAGUUAGAGCAAUGGAGCUCACCAUUCCCUAGGCCAGGGGUUCCCAAAGAGAUGGGAUUCCCCGGGAGGGGUUGGCAAGGGGUGGGUGUGUGGGUGUCGUGGACCACCCGGCUUCAUAAAGAGAGAGUCACAGGACCUGCAACCUUGCUUGUGACUGGCAUCACACUCCAACCAACCGAGCUAUCCAGGAAGUUCCGACCACUUUGCCCGUUGAAUUAGGGCGAGAUGUUUCAGGGCCAACUCUCUGGGGAGCAUCACAACAACAACAACAACAACAACAAUUAUUUAUUAUUUAUACCCCGCCCAUCUGGCUGGGCUUCCCCAGCCACUCUGGGCGGCUUCCAACAAAAUAUUAAAAUACAGUAAUGCAUCAAAGCUGAGGCUCCAAGACCUUGGCCACCUCAUGAGAAGAGAAGACUCCCUGGAAAAGACCCUGAUGUUGGGAAAGAUGGCGGGCACAAGGAGAAGGGGACAAUGAGAUGGUGGGACAGUGUUCUCGAAGCUACCAGCAUGAGUUUGACCAAACUGCAGGAGGCACUGGAAGACAGGAGGGCCUGGCGUGCUCUGGUCCAGGGGGUCAUGAAGAAUCGGACACAGCUAAACAACUAAACAACAACGAUAUAUCAAACAUUAAAAGCUUACCUAAACAGGGCUGCCUUCAGAUGUCUUCUAAAAGUCUGGUGAUUGUUGUUCUCUUUGACAUCUGGUGGGAGGGCGUUCCACAGGGCAGGUGCCACUACUGAGAAGGCCCUCUACCUGGUUCCCUGUAACCUCACUUCUCGCAGGGAGGGAACCGCCAGAAGGCCUUUAUUGCUGGAUCUCUGUGUCCGGGCUGAACGAUGGGGGUGGAGACGCUCCUUCAGGUAUACUGGACCGAGGCUAUUUAGGGCUUUAAAGGUCAGCACCAACACUUUGAAUUGUGCCCAGAAACAUACUGGGAGCCAAUGUAGGUCUUUUGAAAAGGAGAUGACCUCUUGACUCUCUGUCUGGGAUUUGUGAGCUGUGAUCUCAGCAUCGCAGGGGGGUUUGACUAGAUAACACCCAGGGGUCCCUUCUAUGAUUCUAUGGCCUGUGAGGAAUGAAUGCUCGGGGGUGAUACCGUGUGUCCCUCUAGGACAGGGUUUGCCAAACCCAAGCCUCCUGCUGUUUUUCGGACUACAACUUCCACCAUCUCUAGCUAGCAGGACCAGGCGCUGGGGUGAUGGGAAGUCCAAAAGCAGCGGAGACCCAAGUUUUGGAAACACUGAUCCAGGAGAAAAGCCCAGAAAGUGGGGAAUUCUUCCUGCUGCCCUCAUGUGCAUAUCUGUGAUAAGUGAUGGCAGAGCUCCAGUUCCCAAAAGGGGAGCCAUAGCCCCACCCCAUAGGGAAUUCUGCCUGAAAUUUUCCAUAAGUUUACUGAGGGUCAAGGAGUCCUUUUCUGCAAUAGCUGGGGGCACCUAAUGACCCUGUUUGUUUAUUGCUUGCUCUUAUCUCCCCACAACCCUCCCCUUAAUUGCAGGCAAGUCUAGUCUGACCUCCUUCCAGAUUCCGCUAGACUCGCUUUGCUUGCUAGGGAUUAUCUGGCCCAAGGACUGGUGGCGAAGGGGGACGGAGGUGGGGGUUUGCUUUUCUCUCCGCCUGUGGCCUCCGAGGGUGGUCGGGAGGGCAAAUGGGGGAGCUGGCCAGGCGUGGGCACGGGAAACCCCCAGAUCAUGCCAUAGAAACAGCCAAAGAGAGCGCAGGUAGAUGUGGGGAGGUGAUAAGGAUCAGACCAGACUCCAGGGUCAGGGAGAGGAGUUGUGGUGCUCUAGAGCAGGGGUCAGAAAACUUUUUCAGCAGGGGGCUGGUCCACUGUCCCUCAGACCUUGUGGUGGGCUGGAUUAUAUUUUGAAAAAAGUAGAACGAAUUCCUCUGCCCCACAAAUAACAGAGAGAUGGAUUUUAAAUAAAAGGACACAUUCUACUCAUGUUAAAACAAGCUGAUUCCUGGACCGUCUGUGGGCCGGAUUGAGAAGGCGAUUGGGCAGGAUCUGGCCCCCAGAACUUAGUUUCCCUACCUCUGCUCUAGAGAGAUUCCCCCUCCCGACUCUCCCCAGGAAGGAUCACCUGGCGUCUUCCUCAAACGCCUUCAGGCACCUGGUGAAAACCUUCAUCUCCAACCAGGCCGCUGGCUGAUGGAUAUCUGAUGCCCUUUUAAAUGUCCUGGGUGUGUGGGGGGGACUCGGUUUGCUUUUCUUUUUAUUUCUAUUAUGAAUUUUGCGGUUUAGGGAAGUUUUUAAUGUUUGACGUUUUAUUGUGUUUUUAAUACAGUGGUACCUUGGUUUAAGAACAGUCCUGUUUAUGAACAAUUCUGUUUACGUGCAAAACUGGAAGUAGUGUCCCGGUUUGAGAACUUUACCUCGGUCUAAGAACAGAAUCCGAAUGGUGGAAGGGCACUGGUGGCGGGAGGCAUCAUUAGGGAAAGUGCACCUCGGUUUAAGAACAGUUUUGGUUUAAGAACGGACUUCUGGAAUGGAUUGAGUUCAUAAACCCAGGUACCAAUGUACAGUGGUACCUUGGGUUACAUACGCUUCAGGUUACAGACUUCACUAACCCAGAAAUAGUACCUCAUGUUAAGAACUUUGCUUCAGGAUGAGAACAGAAAUCGUGCUUCAGCGGCACGGCAGCAGCGGGAGGCCCCAUUAGCUAAAGUGGUGCUUCAGGUUAAGAACAGUUUCAGGUUAAGAACGGACCUCCAGAACAAAUUAAGUACUUAACCCGAGGUACUACUGUAUUCUGUUGGGAACUACCCAGAGUGGCUGGGGAAACCCAGCCAGGUGGGCGGGGUAUAAAUACUAUUAUUAUUAUUAUUAUUAUUAUUAUUAUUAUUAUUAAAUGAUUUUAUGUUGCAAACCACCCUGGAGCCUAUGGAUGGAGGGUAGUAUUCAAAGUUAAUUAAUUAAUCAAUCAUCAUCGCUGAGCCCUGCAGCACCUUCCCCCCCGUCCCCCGCUCGCCUUGGCACCCGGGGCAAGCCAACUGGUUGCCAGUGGUGGACUUUGGGGUUUCAGAUUUCAGCAGCGCCCUUCACGAUGCCUCCCACAAUCGUUGCUUUGCCCUCUUAACUUGGUGCCUAGAGUGGGCAAAGCGAUUGCUGUCCCCUAACCAUAGCUGUCAACAUUUUCCUUUUUUUAAGGGAAAUUCCCUUAUUCCGAAUAAGAUUCCUUGCAAGAAAAGGGAAAAGUUGACAGCUAUGCCCCUAACCCCACCUCUGUGGCCAGUGGCAUAGCAAGGUCAGGUGGUACCCGGUGUGGAAAAUUUCUUGUCUCCCCCAUACACAUUGAAAUGUUUGUUUUAUUUUUGCCUGCAAAAAUGGUUUGAUUUUAUUUCAUAUUUUUUGGAGGGGAACCAGAGUUGUUGAGCUUUUUUUUUGCAGAGAUCAUGCACCUUGCGACGAGGAGUCUGCCGGCCACCCUACACCCAAAGCCUUUUGCACACACCAAAGCCACAGUGUCUCUCCCAGACGUUCAAUGCCACACAGCAUUUCUUCACACACCUCAGAGGUGACACCCAGGGCAAACCGCACCCACCUUCCUCCACCCCGUCUGUGGCUGCCCACUGUGAUGCCAGCCUUGUUGGCCCAUCGGCCAGAUCCAGCCCCCUCUUUCGACGUCUUCACUCCCUCUCCCCAUCCUGCUGACCCUCUUUCUCUCCCCUCCGUUCUCCAGGUUCCACCUGCAAGAGGCCGGCAGACAGAGCCUGCGACAGAGGCCAAUGUGGAGGUUCCUGCUCCUCCUCUGCCUGCCCCCUCUGGGCUCCGGGACGCCUCCCGGCCCCCGCCUGCCAGCGGGGCUCAGCGACAACAACUCCAGCCAUGGGCUCCAGGCCCCCGGCACGUCCCCCACCCCCCCACCGGUGACCCCCACCCUGCUGCCCACCCACAGCGAAGCCCCUGGUCUGUCCCUGAACCUGGGGCUCAACUUCAAGAUCAAGGUGCGAGGCAAGGGCCGGGCGGGUGAGGGGCCGGCCAGCACAAAGCCCCCCGCCCAGCCAGCUGCCUCCACCCACUCCCAGGCGCCGGGCGCCAGUCGCUUCUGGGCAGAGGCCCCGGGGGGCUCCGGGUGGCAGGCUAGCAUCCCUGCUGAGGAGCUCCCCCCUGGGCCGGGGGAGUGGGCCUGGGGUGGCCCCCUGGCACCCGCUGACCCCAACCUCCCGGGCCCCGGACCCACCCCUCAGCACCCGCUGACGCUCUGGCCCAGGCUGACGGAGAAGGCCUUGGCUGCCCCCGUGGGCGAAGACAGCAAGGAGCUGGAAUUCAAGAUCGACAUUGACCUGACGGCCGGGCUGGGCAAGGAGGGUGGCCUGGCACCCAACAGCAGCAGUGGCGGCGCUGCCAGGCGGUACCCGCUGCUCCCUGGGCUCCGGGUGGGGAUCUCGGAGAUUGCCAGCAAACUGGGGGGACCGGGUGAGUAUCUGUUGCAAGGGGAGGGAGGGAGGCCAACAUUAGGGGGCGCUGGAGCCCAUGACUAGGAAGAGGUGCCUCCUCCUAGCUUCGCCCCAUCUUCCGCCUCCCUGCUGAGUUCCUCCAGAGUUGAACUGUGGAAUUCCCUGCUGCAGUGACAUCCAACUCAUUUGGAAGGCUUUAAAAAGAGGGUUGGAGAAAUUCAUGGGGCAAAAGAGGCUUUCAAUAGCUCUGCUCUGCCUCUCGGUCGCUCAGAGCUGGAGAGAGUUGCUGCUCCGCUCGGAUCCCAUUUGCAGAUUCCCCAUUGGGAAAUCUGGUCAGCCACUGGGAGAGCAGGUCUCUGGACUAGAUGGGCCCUUGGCUUGAUCCUGCAGGCUCUUCUUAUGGGUGGCUGGUGCCCCUUGGGAGGGAAUAUUAGUAACAAGUAUAUUUCACAAUUUUAAAACAGGAAAUCUAUGAUUAAUAAUAAUAAUAAUUUUUUAUUUAUACCCCUCCCUUCCCGGUUCAGAAAACUGGGCUCAGGGCGGCUAACAACAAAUUUAAAACAAUUGAUGCAACAAAAAACAGCAUAAGAUACAGUAUAAAACAUGAAUAACAAUAAAUUCAGAAUUCAAAAAUCAAUUUAGGGGGGAAAUCCAUCCAAUAAACAUUAGAUGAUCACCAGGUCUAGCUGGCUAAAUUAGUCCUAUUUGGGCCAGUGAGGAGACCAGGGGAGAAUUAGCUGUGGGAUCCCAGAGCGGGUAAUCUUCAUAAAAGGGGGAGGGGGAGGGAAGGAAGGGGAAUAAAAGAUCAGGCUAAGUUCAAAUUGAAAGCCAGGCGGAAUAGCUCUGUCUUACAGGCCCUGCAGAAGGAGGUUAAAUCCUGCAGGGCCCUGGUCUCAGGGGACAGAGCAUUCCACCAGGUUGGAGCCAUCACUGAGAAGUCCCUGGCCCUGGUGGAGGAUAGUCUGACUUCCUUAGUGCCUGGGACCUCUAAACUAUGAUGGAGUCACAAAUAGUACAAUUCAAUCAAAAUUGCAUGCACCAAAUUAAAACAAGUAGUCAAAUAAUAUCACAGAGGCAAACAAGGCUUUCAACUGAAUUUUCCGUUUAAAAAUUGUGAAAUAUACUUGUGACUAAGAUUCUUAUUAGCCAUGUUUUCCCUGUGAUUGUUUAGAGUUUGUCUAUUUUUGCAAUCCAGGGGAUUUCCUUUGUUACACCUUGGGAGGGGUAGGGCAGGAGGCUGGGAGGCCAACAGUAGGGGGCACCAGAGCAGAGCCAAACCAUUACAUGUUCCUCUUCCUCUUCCUCUUCCUCCUCCUCCUUAGGCCGUGCCACCCUCUGGACUGGCUGCAAAGGGGGCAGGGCAGGUGGGGGCUGGCUGGGUUCCAAUAGAGAGGUUGGUGGGACAGCAAGCAGCCUCCAUUGAGUUGGCACAGAAUGACGCUGAACCCUGGAAGAUCCCAGGGAAACAAAAGCAGGGCAGAUAUCGACUCGCACCUUCCAGUGGUUUGCAGCAGCCGGUCUGCAGAGGCGUCACAGCCUCCGGCUGAGGAGGGCACAGCAUGGCCAUCCUGGCUAGGAUCCCUUGACAGCCGUUGGCCAUGCCAGGCUCUACCUGAAGCAGCUGCUCCCUCUCCAGCUCGGCUGUGUGGCACAGCCAUCUUUGCCCAGGCCUGCCGUGGCGCAGCGGGCAAGAAGCAAGGCCUCUCUCGCGAUGGAGCCAGGCAGAGUAGAGAAGCAUCUCCUCCGUGGCCAGACAAAGGGGAUUCCUUAGGGAUUCUUCAGCCAUGAUUCCUGCAUUGUAGCGGGUUGGACUAGAUGAGUCUUGGGGGUCCCUUCCAACACCACAGUUCUGUAUUAAACAAAAAUCUGGCCUUAUUCCCUUAUGGGGGACAUGGGAGCCCAUAUAGAGUCCUUUGUAGGUUCUCCAUCGGUCAGAGAAAAGAACAGAGGCCAACCAGAGAAUAUUGAGAAGCAAAGCAGCUUGUAAGCUUGAUCUUUAUUGAACUGUUGCAACAGGUGCUCCCUCACAUGCAGGAGGAGGACCCAGAACCAAGGUGUGUCCGCCCUUAUAUAGACAUUUUAAAUUGCCUGCCCUGGAGCUCAAGACCACCCCCAGAAACAUCAUACCUACAUCACUGAAAAGGUGGUCUACAACAGAAAUCUGAGUGCGUUGUUUACCUCCUGUCUGGCAGGAUACCUGUUAAUGCUUACUUGAUUGGAUACCCUGCGGAGCCUGGCCAGUCUUUUGUAAUGAUAAAUACUUAGUUCCUGAAUCCAGGUCACAGGCUCACCCUAUUCAUACACAGACAUAGCCUUAAGGCAGGAUUUGUGAAGAAAAAGACAAUGGGGAGGCUUUUCUAUUUUCCUUUGACCUUGCAGAGAAAUAUUUGAGGUCAAUUUGGGAGGGACAAAAUGGUUUCAGGACUUUUUCUGUGGCGUUUCAGACAUGUGGUUUAUAUAUGCAGUUAUGAACAUUUAUCUUUUAUAUAUAAGACCUUACAGUUUUUUAUUUCACUUCUAAGCUGCUUUGCAAGUGUCUGGGAGGGUCUGGCACUGGUCUAGGUGCCUGGUGGCCUUGUGGCGGGACGGAGAGAGGGGAGCAGCGCCCCCGAGCCCCUCUCAAUUCUCCGCUUCUCUCCUCAGGCCUAUUUGGAUCCACGCUGCCGCCAGAACCUCCCAAGUGGAACGUCACAGGCAGCGCUGCGGAGCAACCUGGGGGCUCCUACCCGACCCCAGAGCAAGGUGAGAGUGUCAGAGAGGCAGGCGAGGGAAGAUGGGAGGGAGGAAGAGUUGGUCCCAAGAUGCUCACCUGA
Molecule: messenger RNA, 8520 nt
Organism: Podarcis lilfordi (Lilford's wall lizard)
Lineage: Eukaryota; Metazoa; Chordata; Lepidosauria; Squamata; Lacertidae
Source: the annotation of a GenBank genome assembly